Messenger RNA from Argentina anserina (silverweed cinquefoil), 624 nucleotides. RefSeq names its product 15.4 kDa class V heat shock protein. The record is from RefSeq and is a predicted model, not a curated record. Bases 25 to 453 code for a protein of 142 amino acids. The transcript is spliced from 2 exons. Lineage: Eukaryota; Viridiplantae; Streptophyta; Magnoliopsida; Rosales; Rosaceae. Gene Ontology annotation, biological process: response to hydrogen peroxide; protein complex oligomerization; response to heat.
UUACUUCUUCUUGUAUUAUAAGCAAUGGAGCUUCCAAACCAAAAUUAUCGGCUGUACCAGUAUGUCUUCCCCUCUCAUCUUGUUUAUCCGUAUCACUUGACUCCAGAAAACUAUGUGCACUGGACUGAAACCCCAGAGACUCAUAUUUUCUCAGCUGACCUCCCUGGUGUGAGGAAGGAGGAGAUAAAGGUUGAAGUGGAGGACUCAAUAUACCUGAUCAUCAGAACACAGAGACUUGAGGAUGAUGAUGUUGGUGAUGAGUCUCCCAUAGAGACUAGGAGGACCUUCAUGAGGAAGUUUCGACUUCCGGGUCAGGUUGACAUCGAGAGAAUCUCAGCUGGAUAUGAAGAUGGAAUCUUGACAAUCACAGUGCCAAGGUUACUGAGGAGAAGUUUCUUCAUUGAACCAGCUGAUAUGCCGGAAAGGCUUGAAGUUCUUGCCAGAGCUGCUUGAUUUCUCAAGCUCAAAGAGUUCAAACAUGGCUAUUUUUCAUCAUAAUUAAUAGAUUCUAAGAUUUAGUUUUUCUUUUUCCGAUGAAUGCUAAGAUUUAGUUGUUGGCUUACUUGGAUUCCACACUCUUAUGUACAAACGUUCCAAGACUACUUUUCUCUUAUCUUCUAUUUC